AUGAAUGCAGCUGCACUUCUGUGCAACAUCUGCCCCAAGCAGCCCACCUUCAGCGAUGUGUCUCACUUGCUGACCCACAUCUCGUCGAAAGCACAUCUAUCGCACUAUUUCAAACUUCAAGUACGCAGCCAUCAAGAACAGCAGGCAAUCGCUCUGCUGCGUGAGUAUGAUAGAUGGUACAAGGUCAAUAAUCUAGCAAGAUUGCUUUCUGAUCGAAUGUCCUCCAAGGAGGCUCGCAAGAGGAGAGCUCACGAGAAGGUCAACACAAAGAGGGAGCUUGAACAUGAAGCUACCCCGCCAGUGCCCGCUGCCUACAUUUCACCACCGAAUCCCCUCCCUGACUAUCUGGAUCCGCGUCUCUCCAAUCCCUAUAUCAUCGGUCCCGAGCCUAAAAAUGAAAGCCUACCUCUUCCCACAAAUCCUUCGCUGGCUUCCAGAACCCCUACAAGGAAGCUUAUGAUAUCUGGCUCCAGUUCUUGGAAACAGGAAACUGGCCCAGACUCCGACGAGGAGAUCGCAGUCCAGUCCACAUUGCACUGGUCAGGGAGCAAAGCGGACAUUCUUCCCCAGCACCCGGCCCAAUACGGCUAUGAUAUCUUUACUGAGGACAAUGACAAUGACAGUGUUGGCUUCCCAACCAACAGUGAGAUGGACAAGGAGAGGGCAGAUGAGAUAGCUCGAUUGAAGGGCGUGCUGUGGCCCGGAAUGGAUAUCUUUGACUCUGCCACGGAACAAAUGAGGCGUCGACGUAACCAAAAGAAGGAUGAGAGCAUCUUGAAGAUGAUGGAGAAGACGUCUUUGCGUGUCGAGCCUACAGAGCUCGUUUUUUCGCCUACUGGUAUCUUACGCAAGCAGCGUGUGAUAUCGGGUAAUGUUGAAGAUAGCAGCCCUCUGAAAGGAGAGACACCAAUUCCCAAACGAAAAUCCAGUCGUCCCAAGCGGGCUCUUGCGCAAGUCGAUGGCAAUGUCCAUCGUGGACAAGACAGAAAGAGGAGUCGAAAAUCUACCAAGCGGAAUGGAAACAGCGUGGAUGAAGACAUGGCUGGAAGAGACAUACAGGGGCCCUUGGCUUCUCAACGGCCACUUUGCCACGUCAGUCGAGACGACACGGAUGAGUUUGCAUUAUCAUUCAAAGGCAAUCAGCCAAGGCCUCACAAUGGGUUUGCCAUCUUUCGGGAUGCACCGGAUCAGUACAAAGCAAGCUCCACGAAUCAUCAUUGUGAUGGAUCGCAUUCUGCGACGUCGGCUUCCUCUCAUCCCAUCUUUCUGCUUCAAGGAUUCAAUGCCCAUGGUGAUACUUACCCACUAUCCUCCAACAAUCAUGCUCUGGCCUUGACUGAGAGAAACUAUGGCAUGUCCAUGGACAAAGAGAACAUUGAACCACUGGUUGAUGUUCGUAGCCAGAUUGAUCUUUUUGUUGACUGGCAUUCUCCUUCGAUCAAAAGGCGUUCGGUGAGCGAUAUGGGCUAUCCACCCCAGUGCUUUUUUGGAGACUUGCAGCCCGCUGGCUUCAGUCCGUUCGCUAGCCAAGAGAGUCCCAUGGGGUACUCAUUCAACCCUUUGACCGUUUCACUUCCCAGGUUGCCCGCUGAAGACAAUCCAAUGUACACAGCGAAGGCCAACCACAAACCCCAGCCUCAGAAUGGAGAACAGCCAGACUCUCCCGGGGCAACAAUCUCGGAUGUCGAUGAAUGUGAGUUUGAGCGGCUCUACCUAGAUGGGAGCUCGUAUUAGGGUCUUGCCUUCUUGCGAUUACCCAACAUGCUCUUAUUCAAGUUCCUUUGCCGUGCUAAUUCAUCUUCUCAUAUUUCCCCUCCGGCCCUGAAACACAUCAAUUUGUUGAGCGGCCGUGGUCAGCG
Messenger RNA from Aspergillus heteromorphus CBS 117.55, 1859 nucleotides. RefSeq lists its product as uncharacterized. The transcript has 2 exons. NCBI's taxonomy places the organism in Eukaryota, Fungi, Ascomycota, Eurotiomycetes, Eurotiales, Aspergillaceae. Bases 1 to 1734 code for a protein of 577 amino acids. The record is from RefSeq and is a predicted model, not a curated record.